GUUGGUUGUAAUGAGAAGGUGCAGUAGGACAACUAAGAUGGAGCAUAAAUGUAUUGAUGACAAACUCAUUGGAUAAUUUCCAUAAGAAUCUCCAUCGGAGGGGAAAGUCUUGAGGGGAGAAGACCGGAUAGUAGACACAUCCAGAGAAGGAUGACAGUCAUGCUCUCUCUGCGGAAUAGGUGGUUUGCCUUGAGUCUGGGCUUAAGCUGAACAGAGAUUGUUCUGAACUGCAUCUUAGCAGAGGAUUGCGUACUGUGAGGGCUGGAAGACUACAGUACAGUAUUGUAUUGGCUGUUGACCUUUGGUUGCGAGGACACAUCUGACUCUAGACCUUCACUGUGAGGAGAUAUCAAACCACAGAGGGUGAGGUCACAGCUGCCAAGCUGCAGCAAUGGACUUUGAGGAGAGGCAUCCUCCCUCCUCAACAGUGACCUACCUGCCCCUCUCAUCAUGCCGGACGAUCCUUUUGUUGCCAUCUACAUCGUCCUGGAGCUGCUGAUCGCCGUGUUGUCUGUUCUGGGCAACGUGCUGGUCUGCUGGGCCGUGUGUCUCAACAGCAACUUGCAGAGCAUCACCAACUUCUUCGUCGUGUCCCUGGCAGUGGCUGAUAUCGCUGUGGGGGUGCUGGCCAUCCCCUUCGCCAUCCUCAUCAGCACCGGGUUCUGCUCCAACUUCUACGGGUGUUUGUUCAUCGCUUGUUUCGUGCUGGUACUCACCCAGAGCUCCAUUUUCAGCCUGUUGGCCAUCGCCAUAGACCGCUACAUCGCCAUCAAGAUCCCCCUGAGGUACAACAGCCUAGUGACUGGCCAGCGUGCCAAGGGCAUCAUUGCCAUCUGCUGGGUCCUGUCCAUCAUCAUUGGCCUGACUCCCAUGAUGGGCUGGAACAAGUUCACUGAGAACCUGAACAGUACCUGCCCACCUGGCCUGAUGAAGUGCCUGUUUGAAGAGGUGGUUGUCAUGGAAUACAUGGUCUACUUCAAUUUCCUAGCCUGUGUGCUAGUGCCCCUGCUCCUCAUGCUGGCCAUCUACCUAGUCAUUUUCAUGGCAGCCCGACGCCAGCUGAAGCUCAUCGAGCUAAAGGCUGCGCACGGAGAGAAGUCCCGUUCAACCCUCCAGAAGGAGGUCCAAGCGGCCAAGUCUCUGGCUAUCAUCGUGGGCCUGUUUGCCAUUUGCUGGCUGCCUCUGCACCUCAUCAACUGCUUCACCCUGUUCUGCCCCCAGUGUGCCCACGCGCCCCUCUGGACCCUCUACGUGGCCAUCAUCCUCUCCCACGCCAACUCGGUCGUCAACCCCUUCAUCUACGCCUACCGCAUCCGGGAGUUCCGCCACACCUUCCGCAAGAUCAUCCGGCGCCACGUCCUGGGCCGCCGGGAACUGUUCGAGAGCGGCGGCAGCGUGCGCACCACCGCCCACAACAGCAUCAGCGACUCUGUGAGAGUCAAGGCCAACGGCAUCAGCUUCGACCUCUUCACAGAGCACAGCAGCAGCAGCAGCUGUGAAAGCUCCUGCCGCUACUCCGCCCACUUGGGGGGCAUCCUGUCAGCGUCUCAGCCCCCUCCGUUAGCCGUCGCCCCCCACAGUCCCCUGGUGGGUCCCCCUGCACCCCAGCCCCUCAGACAGACACAUGCUCACCCCACAGGGCCCCCACUGCAGUGUGGAGAACUGCAGCAGGGGGCCUUCAUGGGGACGGAAGUGGUAGAGGUGAAGGCCAGAGAGAGUUUCUCGUCUGCCCGGGUCAAAUCAUCGUUCUGUAAACAAACACUCUGCUCCACCGAACUCACGGAGGUGUCCUGAUAGCGAGAUCAUCAUUCACGAAGGUUUCGUAUUCACACUGACUUGACGGUGUGGAUUCAAACAGGCGGGCGUCUUUGGCGUCUGUUAGACGUGCAAGGGUUCUAUGGAAAUCUCUGGGCAGACUGGCAUUCGAGCUGAGAAGUGACAUUUGGUUGGUUACCUAAAAGACUUCAUUCCACUUCAUUGGUACCAUGGUAUUGUCUUGAAUACCAACAUCCGCUCAGUUGCAAAAAGGAUUAUUUUUGGGGGCACAGACAUUGGGGUUUAAGCUUCUUUUUUUACAGAAACUAUAUUUGUAUUUAUGGUUGAAGUCACACUGAUGUGGUUUUGUUGCAGGACUCUCAUUCUGUGACUCUUUGCUCAUUUGAUUUGAUUUUUCACUUCUGCAUGUGUGUCGCAGUUUGUAUGUUUACCACAGCAGUACCAAUAUUUCUUUACCUCAGUUUAUUUAUCGGCCAAAUAUCAUUGAGGCUACCUUGUCUUUUAGUCGUUUUGAAACAGAAUGAGGUGGAAAUACUAGUUUCCCACUGAUUAUUGUCAUGUUACUGCCAGAGUUCUUUGUGUUCUCACGUGUUGGAUGCAAUGCAGUGCCUUUUGUUAUAUAAUAAAUCUUUGUUUUUC
Messenger RNA from Hypomesus transpacificus, 2415 nucleotides. It is a transcript of the gene adora2aa, whose product is annotated as adenosine A2a receptor a. The transcript is spliced from 3 exons. Gene Ontology annotation, molecular function: G protein-coupled adenosine receptor activity. The record is from RefSeq and is a predicted model, not a curated record. Gene Ontology annotation, biological process: G protein-coupled adenosine receptor signaling pathway; adenylate cyclase-activating G protein-coupled receptor signaling pathway. The coding region runs from base 451 to 1794 and encodes 447 amino acids. Gene Ontology annotation, cellular component: membrane. Lineage: Eukaryota; Metazoa; Chordata; Actinopteri; Osmeriformes; Osmeridae.